Molecule: messenger RNA, 984 nt
Organism: Myotis davidii
Lineage: Eukaryota; Metazoa; Chordata; Mammalia; Chiroptera; Vespertilionidae
Gene: UBE2T
Product: ubiquitin conjugating enzyme E2T
Exons: 6
Coding region: 156-743 (195 amino acids)
Source: RefSeq, a predicted model, not a curated record
GAGUUCAUACGAGGGGUCGGUCUGUCCUUCCCUAGAUUGAAACCAUGUGCUGAAAACCCCAUCACCGUCCCGACUGCGCAGUGUUGCUGUUUUUCUCCUCGCCAGCCUUUCACGUGGUGGAGUGAGCGGAGCAGGGCUCCCAGGACGAGGGGAUCAUGCAGAGGGCUUCCCGGCUGAAGAGAGAGCUGAGCCUGUUGGCCACUGAGCCACCUCCCGGCAUCACCUGCUGGCAAGACGCGGACCAGAUGGGUGACCUGAGAGCGCAAAUAAUAGGUGGGGCCAACACACCUUAUGAAAAAGGAGUAUUCACGCUGGAAGUGACCAUUCCUGAGAGGUACCCAUUUGAGCCCCCUCAGAUCCGGUUUCUGACUCCAAUCUAUCACCCAAACAUCGACUCCGCCGGGAGGAUCUGCCUGGAUGUCCUCAAGUUGCCGCCCAAGGGCGCCUGGCGGCCCUCCCUCAGCAUCGCCACUGUGCUGGCCUCCAUCCAACUGCUCAUGGCAGAGCCCAACCCGGACGACCCGCUCAUGGCCGACAUCUCCUCAGAGUUCAAAUACAACAAGCCCGUCUUCCUCAGUAACGCCAGGCGGUGGACAGAGCAGCACGCGAGGCAGCAGCAGGGUGACGAGGAGGUGCCCGGGAACCCGCCUGCGGCCGGCGAUGUAGAAGCACACGGCACAGCAGCGAAAAGGAAGGCGGAGCCGCCGGGAGGCCCGGGCAAGAGGUUCUGCGAUGGCGUCUAGGGCUCGGUCCCAGUCCCUCCCGGUCACUGCUCUCUGUCAGGGUGGCCCAGCUUGCCCGCCUGUCUCCCGUGUUCUCUGUGUAUGUGACGGCGCGACCGUUUCUACCUCUCCUAAACAGACCUUGUGUAUUUAUAUUUCCUGCCCUACACAGAUCCUCUAAGUGGAGUUUGUUUUAUUCCGCUUGUGCCUAUGUAUUUAGAAACCUUUUAAACCUGAAAAAUAAAUAACCAUGUCACGUGGA